This is a messenger RNA of Rhagoletis zephyria (snowberry fruit fly), 1131 nucleotides long. RefSeq lists its product as uncharacterized. The record is from RefSeq and is a predicted model, not a curated record. Lineage: Eukaryota; Metazoa; Arthropoda; Insecta; Diptera; Tephritidae.
AUGCCUGCCAACACUCACCAUGCGUCAAUAAUUUCUUAUAAGUUGGCGCGCUACAGUCGUGGCACCCGAGCUAACGAGCCCGUGUUCCGAGAGAAACAGGAACUCUCCUACACCGUCCGCAAAUCGCUGGUCGACUGCGUUCGCGAUGAAUUACAGCAACUAUCACGUCGGCUGUUCUACCAACGCAUCUACAUACUAGCGAAGAACAAUUUGAAUGUAGAGCCCCCGUCGCGAGUCGAGGAAGCCGACUUCAAGAUAUACCUUCAAGCGGAAUUAAAACGGAUUUUAAAGCUCUUUGCCGAUGAUAGUAUUUCGGGUGAUAAGCCCACUGGGUGUUUCAUAUACAUGGGCGAUUACUCUAUACUCGUGUUUGAGUGCGUUGAAGACAUUGUCGGCGGCUUCUGUGCUCAUUUAAGUGCAAUUGCUGAUAAAUAUUUUCAAGCCAACAAAGUUUUCCUCACUGAAGAUCGCACAGCAGAGACUUAUUUUCAAGCGUUCCAUAGUCGACGGGCAGCACAAAUUAACAUCAAUGAAAAGUUUCCAGCCCACACAAUAACCGACAUUGAGCUAAUGGGACAACAACACUUGACGAUCAAGCGAAAAUUGCACGACCUAUGCGAAGCCCUGGCGGAAAAGGUGCAGAACGAACAGGAAGCCUCUAUUCACCCAGCCACAUCUUCGUUGAAAGGUACUACAGUUGCUCCAGGGCGUCUCACUCUCGAAGCGGAAGAACCCUUGCCAGCAAACAUAUUCAACAGACUUCUGCCCGAGGUGCAGCGCAUUGAACUUGUGCUGGCGUGUAACCGAUUCUACUGCAGCGUGCAACGUCGUGCCCUUAUGUACAAUCGCAUACCGGUUGUGUUGGAUACGGAUUUGCUACCUUGGCCCAUACCAUACAACUACACUCCGGUUGGCGUAUUUCGACAUAGCCCGUUCGACGUGAAUCUAACAUUUUCGGACUAUGGCAAAAAAGAUGAUGAAAAGGACGAUGUAAAGAGUAGCAGCUCAGAGGGAAGCGAGAAAAAGGGCGAAAAUUCACCAGAGUAAUUUUUGAAAUAGACUGGAGCAAGAUUUAACCAAAAGGCUUUGCUCAUCCAAUUUUUCUUCGCAUAUGUAAAAAUCUUGAAUCAA